GGCGGUUGCACAGGAGGACCGGGGCAGCUGAGAGGCGGCCGGACGCCUUUGGCGGGUGCACCUCGGCUUCCCCGGGCUGGCGAUGGCGAGAGCCGUGCUGCUGGCCGCGCUGCUUCUCGCAGCCCUCGUGUCCGUGGACUCGGCCAAGGCACGGCGGGCCACCACGCACGAGAAGUCCAACAACUUUUUCAGGCAGGUCGCAAAUGGCAUUUACCGGAACUUGGUGGCCAUUUUCGGGGAGCAGAUGGUGGAGGCGGUGUACAAGUUUUUCUCCAGGGCAACUGAACAGUUUGUCUUUGGUAUGGAUGUGUUGGUGGAAACCGUGUGGAAAAUAUGGGCGGACCUCCUGGAAAUUCUUGGAAUUGAUGCAUCCAACCUGCACCAGUAUCUGAAUCCAGCGACAGCAGUUCACCAUCCAUCUCAAGUCCUCCUGAUAUCUGUUGCUGUGCUUUUAGCUUACUGGUUUAUAUCAAUGUGUCUGGGACUUCUGUUUUAUAUGUUACGCACAGUAUUUGGCUAUUUUUUCUGGAUUGCCCGAAUCAUCUUUUUUGCCCUUGCUUGUUUGUAUAUUCUGCAGAAGAAUGAAGGUGACCCUGAAGGUGCUGUGCUCCCCCUUUGCAUUCUAGUUUUGACAUAUGUUAUAACUGGUCCAGUUGGCUUUUAUUGGAGGAGAAGUGGUAAUCAUGUAGAAGAUAAACUUGAACACCUUGAUGGUCAAAUCAGGCUCAUGAACAUUCGUCUUAAUAGAGUCUUGGAAAAACUUGACCAAAAUGCUGCUUAGUGCUGGAAAAACACCAUUGCUUAUCACCAGCACUGUUUAAUAUAUAAUGAACCAUUGUUAACAGGGGUGAUUUGGUCAACCCAUGUUCAUAACAAUCAAGAUUAGUUGUGAAGUGUCAGUGAAUUAGUGACCAGUAAUUAUAUUCCUAAAUUUCCUUUUUUAUCAUUCAACCCUUUUUUUAAUUUUUAUACUCAUUGAGUAUAUUAUUACUAAUAACAAGUGGUAAAUUGUUGUAUCUUAAUAUUUUCUCUAAAUGUCUUAAAUACAUAUGGUUUGUUUUCAUUGCUAUAGAGGCAAUGGUGAAAUAUGCUGGACCAGUUUGUUUGGAAUCGCUAUCCAUGGUCCCUGCAAACCCUUGCUUACUGGGCAAUAUGCAGAGAGCUUAUCUUCCGGUUUGCACCAGUGACUGAUCACUAGAUUUUCAGAGACCCAUUAAUAUGGAAGUUUUCUUUUUAAGUUUCAAUGGCCAGCAUAAUUUGGUCCAAUAUUCUUUUCAACCUAUUGUGGGGGAAGAGAGGAGUGUGUGCUUAACAAUUGUGCACCAUCGUUUCUAAGCUCUUUGUGCAUUCAUAAAUAAACUGGAUGAUUUUUAGCACUUGCACAGUUUGCAAUUAAAACCAAGGACAAACUCAAAAGACAUUUUGUACAAUUUUUCCUUCUAGUUGCCCCCUUCCGGUCCAUUUCAGUGUAGCUAUGUUGUUAGAUCCUUAAUUAUGUAAGAGAACUUAAGCUGGUGUUCUAUAUGCAAUGUGCUGUGGUGAAAAGAAACAGUCCAGAUUUCUUACUACUGUGCAUUUGAAAUUUUCCUUUGGUUUUGUGGGUACAUUGCAUGUGAAUAGAAGUAAGGUAUAGAAAUGUGUAUAUUUGCAAUCAUUUAUUGCCAAUUAUUCAAAGAUCAUAGAUCUAUUAAUAUGGCAUGUUUAUAAUUGUGAUGAGUGAUUCAUUGACAGAUUAUUUAUGUAUAGCCUAAUUAUGAUAUAUUAAAAAAGAUGUAAAGUUUACUGUUUACCAUCCCACCUCCAGUCUUCAGUAGAACUUUAUUUAAGAUAGAUAGCCUCAUAUUUAGGGCUGACCACACAAAUUUGUAUGAUUCCUCUUUAGAGAUCAUCAAUUCCACAGGAUAGACGAGUAGAAUUGUAAAUGGUUGCAGUCAAAUGUGACAAUCGAGGAAAUGAAUCAGACUUGGUGCUGGAGUCUCCUUGUUCUUUGUUAUGACUGAUCAGGUAAGAAAAAAAUGAGGAGGAUGGGAAUUUAAGUUAUGAAGAUCUAUGAAAUUUAUACUAAGUGGAGUUAAUUCCACCAACAAAUAGUGAUUUAUAUUGGUUCUAGAGCGGGGUUCCCAACCUGGGAUCCAUGGCCCCCUUGCUUGAUGUUAUUGGACCAUGUCAUAAUGAAGAUUGGGAACCCCUGUUCUAGAGGAUUUUCUCAAAUGCUGUAUGCUCUGGAGUUUAGAACCAAGCACUUCACACUAGAAAAAUGCUUAUUUUUUUUGUAGCCAUUGAACAUUAAUUGAAGUUAUUGUGGAUUCUGAAUUGUAGGAAAAUCAUUAAUAUUUUAAAAUGUAUAUUUGAAGAGAUUGAAUAAAUCAUGAUAAUCUUAUUUGAGCUAGCAUUGUAGCCAGAUUUCAAACUCGGUGUAUUGAAAUAAUUUUAAACCUAACUUUAAUAUUAUACAAAGUGGACUUUGUUAAUUUUUGGCUAUUUUCAUGUGAGAAUUUCAUUGCUAGUUCAUUAUUUGACCGUACUAAUUUUUCAUUGGGCCACAUGAUAUUUUCAGCAAGUCAAAUAGUGUGUUUUAUGCCUUCUUACAAAAAUCAUGGUUAUGUACUUGGAUUUUUUUUCAGUCAAAGCCUUUAAUUGUCCAGAUUCAAACAAGUGUCAUGCAUUUUGUGAAUUGCAUUGUAUAAUUAUAUGUUACAGUUAAGUAUUUGGAUUCUGUCAGUGUCAUUUUUACCUAUAUAUGGAAUCUGUUAAGCAAUGCUACUGUACAUUAAUAAAAGCAAAACAAUUAGUACA
Molecule: messenger RNA, 2796 nt
Organism: Hypanus sabinus (Atlantic stingray)
Lineage: Eukaryota; Metazoa; Chordata; Chondrichthyes; Myliobatiformes; Dasyatidae
Gene: bri3bp
Product: bri3 binding protein
Exons: 3
Coding region: 83-781 (232 amino acids)
Cellular component (GO): mitochondrion
Source: RefSeq, a predicted model, not a curated record